AUGCGAGGGAGUGGCUUAAGUAUUGAACGCUUUAUCAAGGGCAAAGCACAGCGAUCCAAGAGUGAUGCCAAGAGUAAAAAGAAGAGUAUUAUUUACAAGGCACAACGUCGACGUCAGUAUGAGAAGGUGAAGAAAUGUGAAAAACGAAGUGUAUCCAUUGGUGAGGACGCAGACAAGGCUACGGGAUUGACGUUCUAUGAUCGGUUCUUUAGUGACCUCAAGAGCAGCAAAGAAGAUGAAGAGUUAAAAGAGGUGGAAGCACGAGUUGAAAAGUGUCAAGACGAACGAGUCGAGCGGAAACACGUGAUGAAACCUGAUCCGUUCUUUAAAGCAAAGAAGAAGGCAGCAGUCACAAAGGUUGAGAAACAAAGAGUUUAUCUGGACAAACAGAAACGGGUACAAGCUACAGAGAAGAAAGUCACAGCGCGGAAAAAGCGCCACGUGAAGCUGAGUCAGCGCACGGCGACGGGACAACCUGUUGUGAAGAAUCAUAUUCAUGACAUUUUGUCACGAUUACAGGCCGAGAAGAAGCAGGAUGACAAGUAA
Messenger RNA from Peronospora farinosa, 546 nucleotides. NCBI's taxonomy places the organism in Eukaryota, Oomycota, Peronosporomycetes, Peronosporales, Peronosporaceae. The record is from the annotation of a GenBank genome assembly.